GCAUCAAUGAUAUCAGAACCAAAUGGACCAUUUGUUAAUUUAUCACGGCUUAAUAUUGAUAAAUAUGCUGCUGACCCACAAAUUAAUCGAAAUCUCUUCGAAUAUGUUUUCUAUCAUGAAGGUGAUAUGAAAGUAGCACAUCAGAUCGCAAUAAUUGCAGCAAAAAAUACCAAUAAUGCGGAUUGGUAUUGGAAGAAUCAACUCGGGAAAAGUUGUUAUCGAUUGGGAAUGUUUAACGAUGCAUUAAAACAAUUUCAAUCUUCAUUAAAUUGUCAACAAAUGGUGGAAACAUAUGCCUAUUUAGCUAAAACAUAUUGUCGAAUUGAUCAACCAUUGAUGGCUAUCGGUCAUUAUAAUUCUGGUUUACAAAUAUUUCGCAACGAUAUAACUUUAUUAAUUGGUUUAGCGCGAGUUCAAGAGCACCUUGGAGAUGUUGAAAAUUGUAUAAAAGCAUAUAAAUUAGUGUUAGAGCAAGAUCCAACAAAUAUCGAAGCAAUUGCAUGCAUUGCAACCAAUUAUUUUUAUAAUGAUCAACCAGAAAUUGCUCUUCGCUACUACAGACGUAUCUUACAAGUGGGUGUCAACAGUGCAGAACUAUUUAUGAAUCUUGGCUUAUGUUGCUUUUUCUGUCAACAAUUUGAUCUUGCAUUAUCGUGUAUUGAACGAGCGCAAGCAUUAGCUAAUGAUGAGAUUAUUGCCGAUAUUUGGUAUAAUACCGGAAAUGUUUUUCUAUCAUCCGGUGAUGUCAAGAUGGCAUCGCGAUGUUUUCGACUAGCAAUGGCAGCAGAUCCAAAUCAUGCAGAAAGUGUAUGCAAUUUUGCUAUCCUACAAAUGCGUGACGGGAAAAUAGAUCAGAGUCGAUCGAUGUUCCGUUCAGCAAUCGAAAAAGGACCACAUUUAUUUGAGCCAUGUUAUAAUCUUGCUUUACUUACUUAUCAAAUAGGACAAUUUGAUGAGAGUCGAAGAAUGGUACUGAAAGCAUUAGAGCUAUACCCCGAGCAUGUCCAUUCGAAGACAAUUCUUGGCCAUAUCGAACAAAUGUUUCAUGUAUAA
Messenger RNA from Cercopithifilaria johnstoni, 1053 nucleotides. Lineage: Eukaryota; Metazoa; Nematoda; Chromadorea; Rhabditida; Onchocercidae. The record is from the annotation of a GenBank genome assembly.